Elephantulus edwardii (Cape elephant shrew) is the source of this 2448-nucleotide messenger RNA. It is a transcript of the gene DENND1A, whose product is annotated as DENN/MADD domain containing 1A. Gene Ontology annotation, molecular function: guanyl-nucleotide exchange factor activity; phosphatidylinositol phosphate binding. The coding region runs from base 64 to 2445 and encodes 793 amino acids. NCBI's taxonomy places the organism in Eukaryota, Metazoa, Chordata, Mammalia, Macroscelidea, Macroscelididae. The record is from RefSeq and is a predicted model, not a curated record. Gene Ontology annotation, cellular component: clathrin-coated vesicle; cytosol. The transcript has 14 exons. Gene Ontology annotation, biological process: endocytosis; endocytic recycling.
CGGAUUCUCAUCAUUUGCAGCAAACUCAGCACCCUGACAGCCUGCAUCCACGGGUCCGCCGCCAUGCUCUACCCCAUGUACUGGCAGCACGUGUACAUCCCCGUCCUGCCGCCACAUCUACUGGACUACUGCUGUGCUCCCAUGCCCUACCUCAUAGGAAUCCAUUUAAGUUUAAUGGAGAAAGUCAGAAACAUGGCUCUGGAUGAUGUUGUGAUCCUGAACGUGGACACCAACACCCUGGAAACUCCCUUUGAUGACCUCCAGAGUCUCCCAAAUGAUGUGGAGGAGCCAAUCACCUUCUCUGAGGAAGCCUUCGUGUCCCACUACCGCUCAGGAGCCAUGAGGCAGUUCCUGCAGAAUGCCACGCAGCUGCAGCUCUUCAAACAGUUUAUUGAUGGUCGUUUAGACCUUCUCAAUUCUGGAGAAGGUUUCAGUGAUGUUUUCGAAGAGGAGAUCAACAUGGGCGAGUAUGCUGGGAGUGAUAAACUGUACCACCAGUGGCUCUCCACAGUCCGGAAAGGAAGCGGAGCUAUUCUGAAUACGGUAAAAACGAAAGCAAACCCAGCUAUGAAGACAGUCUAUAAGUUUGCAAAAGAUCAUGCAAAAAUGGGAAUAAAAGAAGUGAAAAACCGCUUGAAGCAAAAGGACAUCACCGAGAAUGGCUGUACCAUCACCACAGAAGAGCAGCUACCGAAGACUGCGCCAUCUCCAUUGGUAGAGGCCAAGGACCCCAAGCUCCGAGAAGACCGGAGGCCAAUCACAGUCCACUUUGGACAGGUCCGCCCACCCCGUCCGUAUGUUGUUAAGAGACCAAAGAGCAACAUCGCAGUGGAAGGCCGGAGGACAUCUGUCCCGAGCCCUGAGCACCUGGUAAAGCCUUUGCGACACUAUGCAGUCUUUCUCUCCGAAGACUCCUCUGAUGAUGAAUGCCAGCGGGAAGAGGGCCCGAGCUCUGGCUUCACCGAAAGCUUUUUCUUCUCCGCUCCCUUUGAAUGGCCACAGCCAUACCGGACGCUCAAGGAGUCAGACAGUGCAGGUGAUGAGGCAGAGAGUCCAGAGCAGCGGAUGCGGGAGCCCACGGGCCCUGCCCCAGCUCUGCCUGACCGGGCUGCCAGCAUCGACCUCCUAGAAGACAUCUUCAACAGUCUAGACAUGGAGGCCCCGCUGCAGCCUCUGGGCCAGGCCAAGAGCUUGGAGGACCUUCGGAUGCCUCAAGACCUGCAGGAGCAGCCAGGGACCUUUGAUUACCAGAGGCUGGACCUGGGCGGGAGUGAGAGAAGUCGAGGCAUGCCAGUGACCUUGAAGCUUGCCCACCCGUACAACAAGCUCUGGAGCCUGGGCCAGGAUGACAUGGCCAUCCCGAGCAAGCCCCCUGCUACCUCCCCCGAGAAGCCCUCACCCUGGCUCGGGAACUCCCCUGCACUGUGCAGCAGGCCUCAGAACCAGGAAAGCGUCUUCAACGCUAGCAACAAGGAGGAGUUGCUCACCCCUGCUCCGGGCAGUAUCACCAUCCCCCGGCCCCAGGGCAGGAAGACCCCAGAGCUGGGCAUCGUGCCGCCGCCACCGGCCGGCCGCCCAGCCAAGCUGCAGGCUGCUGGCACUGCUCUUGGCGACUUCUCAGAGCGGCUGCAGACUGAGCGGGAAAGACGAGCUACCCAGAGCCCUGCCCCAUUCUCAGGGCAUCUCCCCAGCACUGCCCCCCAAGGCACCCCUGAACUGCUCCAGCCGCUCAGCCUGACCCAGGGGUCCACUGGCACAAGCAGCGAUGCCCUGCUAGCCCUCCUGGAUCCACUUCACACUGCCUGGCCAGGCAGCACCCUCGCACCAGGCCCUCCCACCCCAAACGUAGCCACCCCUUUCACCCCACAGUUCAGUUUCCCUACCACAGGGACCCCUAGCCCAUUCCCACAGCCGUCACUCAACCCCUUUGUCCCAUCUGUGCCAGCCCCACUGCCCACCAUGCCCCUGGUCUCCACACCCACUGGGCCUUUUGGGGCCCCUGCUGCCUCCCUGGGGCCACCUUUUGCCCCCAACCUCCUGCUGGCAAAUUCUGGCUUCUGUGUGCCACAUAGAUCUCAGCCCAGCCUAUCUGCCCUCUCCAUGCCCAAUCUCUUUGGCCAAAUGCCCAUGGGCACCCACACCAGCCCCCUACAGCCGCUGGGCCCCCCAGCAGUUGCCCCUUCAAGGAUCCGAACAUUACCCCUGGCCCGCUCAAGUGCCAGGGCCGCUGAGGCCAAGCAGGGGCUGGUCCUGAGGCCUGGAGACCCCCCACUCCUUCCUCCUCAGCCCCCCCAGAGCCUGGAGCCACCGCUGCAGCCCUCUGCUCCUCAGGAGGCCAGAGACCCCUUUGAGGAUUUGUUACAGAAAACCAAGCAAGACGUGAGCCCAGCCCCUGCCCCGGGCUCGGUGGAGCAGCUCCGGAAGCAGUGGGAGACAUUUGAGUGAGCC